Aaosphaeria arxii CBS 175.79 is the source of this 1113-nucleotide messenger RNA. RefSeq lists its product as uncharacterized. The transcript has 2 exons. Lineage: Eukaryota; Fungi; Ascomycota; Dothideomycetes; Pleosporales. Bases 346 to 1041 code for a protein of 231 amino acids. The record is from RefSeq and is a predicted model, not a curated record.
CGGAUUUCCAGAUCUAGGGCUGGGUUGAUUCUGCGCAUGUUCAGAUCUAGGUUUGUGUCGUUCACCGAGGUUGCAUGAACGGUGUUGUUAUGUCCCUCACUGUGUUGGUUUGGCUCCGUCUAGUUAGUCCGCUGUUACUCUGGUCCCUCAAAAUAGCCACUCGCUGUGUCGACAUUUGCAUGCAGGCGUCCUUCUGAAUAAAUUAAAAUCUGAGAUCACCGCAAUUUCUUCUACAUCAAGAAACAAGAUUUCGGAAAUCGCCGUCUCUUUGUCCAUUCUAUCAACCUAUCACAAAUCAGUACACUCCUUUCAGCGUCCAUAAGAAUCGCUUCUUCCGUUUUCAAAAUGCGCGUACCAUUCUAUAUCUGCACUAUACCCUUCUUCAAAUACAUUCUACCCUGCGUUACAGCUCAAAAGAUGUCUACAAUUGCAUACUUGCCACUGAAAGAGGAUGCUCCGCUGCAUCGGGCUCUUGAGAAAGUCAAGCAAAUUGCAGGCGUAUCACAAGCAUACUACGGCCGUCGAUUGGAAGAUAGCAGUAUCGUGGACGUUAUCAUUGACUGGUCGUCUACAACCAAUGCCAGCAAGCUCAAAGACUCUCUUCUGAGCGGCGAACUCAACAGCAUUAUCAAACCUGCUCUCACUGGACUGCCUACCUGUUUCACCAUGCAGCACCAGUGGGGUCCGGGGACAUUUUUGGACACCAACCAAAACCCGGUCACUGAGAUUGCAACCUUCUUCUUUCUGCCAAACAUCGAUGAUCAACAGCUUGGAGAAUUCGACCAGGCAUUUGUUUCAUUGGAGCAGGCAGUUGCUGCUCAGCCUGGUCAUGUCACUUCCGGUGCCGGGCACAUUACCGGUACCGUGGACAAUCCCGAUAUUGGCGCUCCAGUGAAGGGAUUCAUUGCAGCUGUUGGAUGGACCAGCCCUGAAGCACAUGUGAACUUUACGAAGACCCCGGAGUUUGGGCAGAGUUUGGGCAAAUUGAUUCCUUUCCUAAGUGGUAAUGCGGAUCAUCAUGUUUACUUUCAAAAGGCUUAGUUAGCGUGGCGAUGGUAAAAGAGUAGCGGAUUCAGUGUAUCAACAAUAUCGCGUCAAUAUAACAUUUUAAAC